UAUAUCUCCUUUGUUACUUCACUUUGAAGCUCAUAUUUAUGUCCAACUCAUCAUUUAUACCCAACCAAUAUGUAACUAAUAAAUUACCAUCAAAAUUGGGGUAAUCAAAAUGCGUUUGACUGACAGGUUAAUUCAACACGGUUAUAACAGUGUGACCGAUGAUUUUUACCACGUAAGAUUAAUAUAUGUUAAAUAAAAAAAUUAUUAUAUUAUCAGAUGGCAGAAUCCGGUGAGUCGCGGAGCAGAGUAGGAGCCUUAACGGCGGAGCUAGAAGGGGCAAAGGAAAGACUAGAGAAAGCCAAAGAAGAGAACGGGCUACUAUCCUUCUGCCUCCAAUCCCUCACAGACGAGCUCGACCGGACCAAACAAGAGCUCCAUAAACUGAAAGCAACAGACCAACAAGAACCGCAGCUUUCACCGCCAACCACAAUCCACCCCGACGUUGACGAAGAUCUCAAAUUCGUCGAGAAUGAAAAGGAAAGCAGCAGCAAUAAUAACACACCCCAAGACAACAAGAGAUGCGUGAAAUUUGCAAGCCCUCCUGACUUGGACCGUGUCAUCGUUUGUAAGGACAAAUUGUUGGCCCAUAAAUCAUCGCCCCCGGCUUCGGCUAAGACUCCCACAAGGUCGAAGAAGAAGAAUUUGGUCCCUUUGGUUGGAUGGCUUUUCGCUAAAAAGAAGGGAUAUUGAUUAUAAGGCCGGUUUUAUAAACACCUAAUAUCAUUUCAAAACCGACCAUAAUCUGGUUAAACGGAAUAAAUAUCAAUUUCAUAGAUGAA
Molecule: messenger RNA, 779 nt
Organism: Cucurbita pepo subsp. pepo (vegetable marrow)
Lineage: Eukaryota; Viridiplantae; Streptophyta; Magnoliopsida; Cucurbitales; Cucurbitaceae
Source: RefSeq, a predicted model, not a curated record